AAAGUAAAAAAAAAUAGUAAAAAAUUAUAGCUCUGAUAAGUAUUUUAUAUUUUUUUCAUGCAAAGCGCCUAGCCUUUAAAUAGACUUAAUCUGCAACCCACUGCCUACAGUUGAAUUUUGUGUUUUACAAUUACAGUUGAAAUCAUAUAUCAGCAUUAUAUAAAUAAAAAUAAAAUCAGUUCAAAUAUUAUUGUGAUUUUCACAAGUCUUCAGAUUUUGAAAAAAUGACCUCUACAAAAAAUGUUCUACUUCUGUCUUUAUUUAUCAUUGCCCUGAUAAAGGAUAGUUUGUGUGUGUUACCAGCACAAAAAAAAACAUCAGUUAUCCAUGUUGAUUUAGAUGACGAUAACUUGGGGCCAAUCGAAAAAUAUAAAUCUGAAAAUCCACCAUAUGUACCUUCAAUAUUGGUAGAAUGCUUCCGAGAAUUAGAUAGUAGAGUACAAUCCAAGGAACAGACUGAACAACUGUAUUUAGUAGGCGGUGGUAUAGAAUCUGCUAAAGAAUUGAUGGAAAAAUUGCUUGAUGAAAAUACUAAUGUGGAUCUAUCGUUAUAUUCAGUACAAGUUAUUGCCAAAACUGUCCUAUACUUUCUAAGUAAUCUGGAAGAGUCUAUUAUUCCUCCGAAUUCGAUGUAUGUAUUGUCAGCUGCUGUAGAACACUCAAAAGCAUUAGAUAAAGAAAAAAAACUUAAAAUUUUCAUUGACAACCUUCCAGAAAUACGACGAAAUACACUUGCAUUGAUAAUUAUUCAUUUAAAACAAAUUGCAAAAAAAAGUAAUUACGAUCUGACAGUAGUGAGAAAUAUUGGAACGAUAUUUGGACCAACUUUGAUUCAAAUCAAUGAUAAUAGAAUACCAGGCAAAGAGCAUUUGAAAAGCUAUAAUGAUUCUUUGCACAAAAUUAUUUCGGGAUUUUUAGAUCUUCCAUUCAAGUACUGGAAUUCCAUUGUCGAUUAUGAAACCGUUACUGCCUAUAAACCGUUUUUACGGAAAAAAAAUGAUGUAGAGUCCUCUAUGGAGAGUGCUUCAGGUAGUGCGUCUUCAGAAAGUGCGUCUUCAGAACAGAUGGCAAUGAAAGAGAGAAGAAGGGGUAGAAUAUUUUAAUUUUGAAGAUAUUUCUGCGAUGAAUUAAUCAAUGUAAUAUAUCCAAAAAUAAAUGACAAGAAAAUAAAAGAUUUAACAAGUGA
Messenger RNA from Leptopilina boulardi, 1186 nucleotides. RefSeq names its product oligophrenin-1-like. Gene Ontology annotation, biological process: signal transduction. The coding region runs from base 225 to 1103 and encodes 292 amino acids. NCBI's taxonomy places the organism in Eukaryota, Metazoa, Arthropoda, Insecta, Hymenoptera, Figitidae. The transcript is spliced from 8 exons. The record is from RefSeq and is a predicted model, not a curated record.